Molecule: messenger RNA, 7937 nt
Organism: Poecile atricapillus (Black-capped chickadee)
Lineage: Eukaryota; Metazoa; Chordata; Aves; Passeriformes; Paridae
Gene: NRBF2
Product: nuclear receptor binding factor 2
Exons: 4
Coding region: 93-989 (298 amino acids)
Biological process (GO): autophagy
Source: RefSeq, a predicted model, not a curated record
GGCAGGGCGGAAGCGGCCGCCGUGUUUACAAUCCGCGCUGGGGCCGGGACGCGCCGGGCCGGGCCGCGGGCACCGGCCAGCACCCCUCGCCCAUGUGCCCACAGCCCCCGCCGCCCAUGGAAGUGAUGGAGGGCCCCCUCAACCUGGCUCACCAGCAAAGCAGAAAAGCAGACCGCUUGUUGGCAGCAGGGGAAUAUGAAGAAGCGAUUUCUUGUCACAGAAAAGCUGCUGGGUAUCUUACAGAUGCGAUGAAGCUGACCCAGUCGGAGCAGGCUCAGCUAUCACUGGAAUUACAAAGGGAUAGUCAUAUGAAACAGUUACUGCUCAUCCAGGAGAGAUGGAAGAGGGCAAAGAGGGAGGAAAAGCUGAAAGCCCAGCAGAGUGCUGACAAGGAAGUAGCCGCACAUCUUCAGACUUCUUACAAGCCAUCUGCUGAAGACUCUGAUGAUCAAAAUGUACUGGUUCCUGUUGCUCAGAAAUACAGCUCUUCCACAGAGAAACAUUCACAGGAUAUUCAGGGUGUCUUUGACAGGGACCCAGAUACACUUUUAUUUCUGCUUCAGAAAAAAAAGGAGCCAGUAGAAGCAUGUAUUGGGAGUAAAGCACCAAAAGAUGACAAAACAAUAAUAGAAGAGCAGGCAACCAAAAUUGCAGAUUUGAAGCAGCUUAUAGAAUCUCUUGUAUCUGAAAAUGAGAGAUUAAGGAGAGAGAAUAAGCAGUUAAAAGCAGAAAGAGCUAGACUCCAAAAAUCUCCAGUAGACAGGGAGUUGGAUGUAGACACUGACUUUGUUGAGAAGUCAGAGUUGUGGGGUCUGCAGCAGAACUCAGAAUCUGCUUCUUCAGCUGCAACUUGGCAGAAGUUUGCAACAACUGCUGGGAAGGCAAAGGACAUUCCAAUACCCAACCUUCCCCCCCUGGACAUCCCAUCCCCUGAACUCCCAAUGCUGGAACUCUCUGAUGAUAUACUGAAAGGACUGAUGAAUAGUUAAAAACCAGGAAAAGUGCUCAGUGUAGUUAAACCAGAUUUGAGAAAAGGGAAAGCCACCAGGACAGUGGUGGUCUGAGGGUGGAAACAAUGCUACUGUCAGAGAACAGGCAUUAAGCAACUUUGUUACUGUGAAAUACACAUCAUAUCUGAUUUACUUCAUGGAAGUUAAAGGUACCAUAAUUGGUAUAAGAGAGCGAGCUUACUCCCAAUGUUUCAAACCAAACAACUGCCUGGAGAAUGUUUCAAGUAACACAAUCCUUUAGGGUUUUUAAGUAUGCUAUAUGUAAUAGUUAUCUAUAAUGCCAUAAAUGAUGGUGCAGAACCUAACUGUUAUGGUAGCCAGUUGGCUGCCAUUUAAUAUUGAAAAAUGCUUUCUAGCAUGAAUUUAAACUGUGCAUUUCAUUAUGCAUAACUGUUAAUUCAGACACAGUGUAAUUUAUACACCUCCUAGAUGGAUUUAUGUGCCACACUCUAUAUUCCUGACCAUGUUAACCUCAAGUUGAAGAGAUUUUAAUUUCCAUUCUACGAAGGAACCAACUUAUUUGUUCUGUUGAUGAGGGGUUUUUGCGGGGGGUUAUCUGUUUACAUAACUAAUCAGGGUGAAGUGAAUCUAGCUAUUGGUUUCUGUAUAAAGUGACAUGGUUUAAAAUGAAAAAUCUAUACUUAAGGUAAAAUACCCUUUUUGUUUUCAGUGAUGCAUGAAUGGAAGUAAUUAUAGCUGACAGUAUUUGAUUGAAAAAUAUAUUGUUUACAGCUUAACCUGAUUCAAAAAGGAUAGGAAAAUAAAAACCAAGGUAUUUUGACACUGUCUGUUACAUCUGUACAAAUGUGGCCAAGUACAAAGAAGAAAUUACUACUUGUACUAAGUGUGAGGAUACACCUACAGAUGAGCUUCCAUGUUCAUCAUCGAGCAACUUCAAGAAAGCUGUGAUGAAUUCAGAGGGCCUUGCCUACCUGUGAAGUGACCUGGCUGACAGCCAGGUUCCAGAACUGCAGAGCGCUGGAGCGUCAGCGGAACAGCUCCAUGGAUUUGCUGGGGCACAGCCCAGCAGGAGCCAUAGGAACAGUGCUGAGGGUGCUGUGUCUAAGCAGCAUUGUGUGGAUCCCCUGAGGAUGCUGGGUCUGAGCAGGGCCAUGCAGGCUCCUCACACUUGUCCCUUCCAGCAUGGCUCAGCCCCUGCCCUGAAGCCCAGCUGGGGCUCCCAAGGGGUGUUCCACUGUGUAGUGGAGGCAUUAAUUACAUUCUGCUGUUACUGAUUAGUGAAGUGUUCAGUAUUGCAAGCUAUGUCAUUUAAAGUUAUUCUGCUGUUAAAAGGUAAGCUUGCUUUCUAAGAGUGCAUUUUUCUUCCAGAAUAGACUUGGAAGUGCAGCAAGAACACCCUACUGCUGUGCAAAUUCUCCCCUUACGUGUGUAUACCUGGCUUCUUCUGUGCUUGAAGGAGCAUAUGGGCUGGAGGUUAGAAAAAGUCUAUAGAAAGAGAGGUAAGACAGGUUCAUUAGAAGAGGUGCCUUAUGCUGAACUGUAGCUGGAAUCUAAUCUUGCUGGGGAAAUAAAAAAGUUAUUUUUCAGCUGGAGCAGUUUAGCAAAUAGCCCCAUUCAGCUGUGAUGAGGUAACCUGUUCCAGGUCAGGCCAAGCUCACUGCUCCUACCAAAGGGCAAGUCCCAGUCUCUGCUGGCCCCUGCCUGGCUGACUAUUCCAGGUAACAAGGCAGAGGAGCACAGUGUUUCUAGUCAUUUAAGUAAAGCAAAGAAAAUAGCAUGUGCUCACAAGAUGGAAAUAAAAUUAUUUAAGCACCUACCUCAUGCCAGUAGUGGGGUGGUAGCUCAGGGUUGUUAGCUACAAGACAGACAUGGUGGUGGCGUCUGAAAAUGGCAGCUAUAGGAAAAGGAAGCAAUGUUUAGGUCUGUUGAAGAAUCUGAAGAAGAUUCCUCAAAGGUUGGAACAUGGGAAUUGCAAGCUCUACCUUCUUGAUUUGAAGUCUAAACUGUCCCUUGAUGUGUAGCUGCGUAAACAAAACACCAGAUCUGAAAGAAGAUGCUUCUCUGUGGGAAGGGAUGGCCAAGUAGGGGCAAAACUCCAUACUGCCACUUUUGAAAGUGGUGUUCAAACUUCUCUCUCUCCUGCAAUGCAAAUGUUUGUUCUUGCAGUCUGCCUACUCAACACAUGCUGCUGAAUCCCAGCUCCAGGCAGUAAGGCGUGUUCCACUAUCAUGAGUAAUGCUGAAUUUUUUUAAGUAAGGAUUUCUUCGGUCUGAAUCUAGAGUUAAGCAAUUACUGCAUUGGAAGAAAGGUAGGUUGUACCAAGAAUACUCACCACUAGAGGACAGGUUUUACAGAAUCAUAGCAAUAAACCUAAGGAAAUCCUUCUCCCAUGGCUGUCAGCAAUUAAUUUGUGUCAUAUCAAUUCAAAACUCUGUUAAGUUACUGAACUUCCAAACGGGUGUGGCCAGGCAUGGUUUCGCAGUGCACCAGCAGGCAUCUGGUGUCUGGCUGGAUCGUGCUCUGCUCGCUGCAGCCUUUGGCUGCCGCCAGCCGCUAACUGGUGGGAGCCUGGCACCCAGCUUGGGCCCUGCUGAGCCACGGAGACCUCUUCCCUGUAUGACCAUGCCCUCACUUUUUUCAUCACCAAACUGAUGGGCUCAAUGUCCAGGCCUGGAGAGAGUAAAGGAAGAGGUGUGGUGCAGGAUUGCAGAACCAGUGUUCAGAGAGCUUUAGCAGCAACAACAAAGCACUAAGUCACUGGCUGUCACACGGCGCAUCACCAAAGCCAGCACAGCACACAGAAACAUUCCCAGAGGUGGUGAGUCUGGGCUACAUUGCUUUAUAAUGGACAGAAUUAAAGAAUCCUGUGGUCCAUUAUUUCUCACUGUGUCUCACUAAGAACCAAUUUUAAAUACACAUCUAGACACUGAGUUCUAUUCAUAGAUUUUGCUUUAACCACAGAAACCACUGUUGUCUUGGCACACGGAAAUACUGGCCGUGUUGAAUACUGCCAGCAUAGGCUAUGCUGAAAGAAACUGCAGUUAUCCAAUCUGGCUGUAUCACCACAGAAAGAGAAACCAAAGAAAGGGAAGCAGUGCGGAAUCCCUUGAGAAUAAAAUGUGCAGAGUUCACUAUUACCAGUUGCUACUUAAAAUGAUGGCUAAAACCAAAAUACAGAAAUGUUGGUUUUACAUUUUGCUUUUAUUAAAAGGGGAAAAAAGGGAUUUUGUGACUGCUUACUCUGAGAGCAUCUCCAUGUUCAGGAACUCUGGUAGUGAACUUACUCCUAUUGUUCUCUCAGCAGCAGCUCUUCAGCCAUCUGCAGUUCCUGGUGACCUGCUUUCAGUGACAGGAACUACACCUCAUCUAGACUCCCUUUCCCACAAAAGGUUGGAUCUUUUGAGAGCCCUUCCAACCCAGCUCUGUACAUGAAGACAAACAAAUGGCUAACAUCAUGACUCCUGAGGUGUGAUCUUUCGAAGGACAGGAAAGGAAAAGGAAGGAGGAGUUUCACAGAGAGCGAAGCAAAGAGCUGAGCUAAAAGGAGAGGAGAAAACAAACUUUUCCAAAGCAAUCAGAGCAGCAGCUGCCACAGGCCAGGUACAGGCUGGACAUUAUUUGCCACACCUUCCUGCCCAAGGAUGAGGACUGUGGAGUUCAAUUGUAUAAAAAGUUCACUGUUCCCUAAAGAAUCAAGAGGCCACCUCCACCUCCUUUCUCUCUCGUUUGUUUUACCAGAAGUAACUUCGACUUGCUCAGGGCUUUUGUCUUCUAAUCAUUUGAAGUGUUCCCGCAGGCCCAUUUGCUGCAGGACUUAAGGUAUUAUUGAGAUCAAACAAUAUAAAAUCCUUAGAGCUGUGAAAAUACAGGAUUUCCUGCUUCAGAGCUAGUAAACCCUACUCUCUAUUUUUGCUAAGGCAGCGCAGACCCAGGGACUGGAAAAAGAAACAGGCACCUGGGACAAGAAUAUAUAGCCCUGGUAUGGUUGGAAGGUACAAGAAAUGUUCACUUUGAAACGUAACAGCAAAAAUCCCUGAGUCUCCCACCUGCAUUUUGAAAGACCCAUGUUUAAAAUGGAACUGUUUGCACACAAAUCAGGUGAAUCACAUCUUCAGUUAGCUAUGAGGCAAGAUUUGCCUACCAGCUAUUCACAGAUGGUGACUUCCUUUUCAAAACUGAUGAGAACAAAUGAAAAAAGUACAGAGGUUUGGUUGUGUGUGCUGCUGGCACAGGGCAUUUGCUCCUUGGGCCUUUUCCUGGGCCACUCCACUGAGAGGGGAAAAAAAGAACAUGGUGGUGGCCACUGCAUCUGAGGACCCCCACCAUGCCACUGUGUGCUCUGCUGCCAGCUGGGGCACACGGACCAUGGCAACACCACAGCAGGAAGAAGACACAGCUCUCUAGCCAAAAAAAGCACAGGUCAAAGUCUAGAAUGCAGGAGCAAAAUGCAGAGCUGACAUUGUUUGAGGCAAAGCUGGGGGUUAGGAGGGGAAAGCACAGCAAGCCCCACUCCAGGAAUCUCAAUAGUGUGAGGCAGCUCAUCCAGCACAGAUGUGGGGGAGAGCACUAACAUCCUGCUCUGGAAAGCAGCAGAACAGGCAAUGGCAGCUGUGGAAGGAGGAAGGAAGGAAAAUUCCCAGUUACAGGCAUACGGCAGGAAAGCCUGUCAGCUGUGAGAGCAGGAGAGAGCUUGACAGGAUGUCACAGGAGAGAGUACAAACAAAAUUACCACCUACCAAAAAGAUCAGAGAGCAUGAGAAUGUAGUGCUGAUCAGAUGGGCACUGGCCUACACACAUAUUUGAGCAACUUGCAUGAAGCUGGGGGAGUAGAAUAAAUAGAUUUGCAAAUCAGACUGUUCUAUACCCCUGCAUCUGACCUCCAUAACAGAGACCACCAUUUCCCUGCAGCAAUUCCAGCAACUUCUGUUUCUGCUAAACCAUAAACACAGCAACCAUCUACUGAAAUACUUGAGGUCAUCACAGUCCUGCUUCGUUCUUUGCUAAAAACUUAUUCUUCAUUAGGUACCUCUACAGUUACAACAGGAAAGAAACUGCUGUGGCCAUUUACUGUGGCAUUUACUGUACAGCAGUGCUGAGGCUGGAUGGAGAUGAUGAUAAGGAGCUGGAAAGGGGGGAAGGAGGGGUUGUGGGGAGCACAGUUCACAGUUUUGAUGACUUGAGAGUGAUCUUUUGAAGGACAGGAAAGGAAAAGGAGGAAGGAGGAGUUUCACGGAGAGCAAAGCAAAGACAGAGCUUGUGCUAAGCAGGAACAUGGCAAAAGAUGACACACAGUAUUUCAUAUCCAUGUUCUAGCAGCUGACAGCAUUCCUGCACACAAACAGCUUCUUCAGCUGAUCUCACUGAAUACUUUCGGCUGUAUUAAAAUAGUUGAGAUUGUAGAGCAGAAAACCCCAAGAGUCUUUAGCGAAGUAAGAUGGGGAAAACAUGCCCAGUAACACCUCAAGGUCAAGAGGGAAAAACUAACCUGAAAACAGAACACCUUCCAACAAACCCCUCUCUUAUGUCAGACAUUAGCUAUGGAUACCUCACGUCAUGCUCACAGCCACAAGCACAACACCAACCCCACUUCCUGCUCUCAUUUCCUGUAGGGGAGCAGGGGGCUUGGCUUCAUUGUGACAGAGCCAGAAACCUUAAGCUACUGAGUAAGCAGAAUGUGCUACACCAAGUACUUACUCCAAAAAAAUUUUCUUUUAGUAGUAUUUGGAGUACUUAAGAACUCCUGGCACUUUUCAGUCACUCUCCCAGUUCCCCCUAAGGAGGGAAGAACAUCUUUUGCCUGAUAGGCAAGUGCCAGGGAUCCCUGCCCAGGUCUUUUAAGCACUCUGGGGUGGCAGGGGCAUCUGUCAGUAGGGUCGAAAGGCUGGUACCAAAGCUCAGACCUCGAGGCAGAGGUGCUGUCAGCUGUACAGCUGUUGCCCCAUAUCCACCUGGAUGCAUUAGAGAAGAGGUAGAGGAGAAAAACCCAUGACUUUGGCCAGGGCAGACAUGGUAACAUGACACUUUGGGACAGUAACUUGGGGGACACCAACCCCUGCCCCCUCAUUCAGCUGCCAAGACACACCAGCACAGGGGUGAGCAGUAGCAGCAGCCAUGGCCUAGGCCCAUCAACUGCUCUUGGCUGCAGGAAAAGAACCAAGGGGAAAUGGGAGUCUGUGCAGCAGGAAUAAUAAUUUCAGCAGCCUCCAGGUAUUUCACAUCCAUUACAACUACCUCACAAAAACUCAACUGAAGAAGGAAAUACUUAAAUCCUGAACCUAAAAAAUAAAAGUAUGUAGAACUAGGAUCCACUUCUCAUUAAGCAAAUGUACACUGGCAGAUCCUGCACUUUCAGCCAAUGCUCUAAUGCUACAGGGAAUAAUAAAGAUAACAAUGGAUGGGACAGGGUAGAAAGCUAAGAAGCAAUUGGUAAGUACAGCACCAUUAACUCCCUGGUAUAUCUCUGCAACUUGACAAAUUUUAAGUUUUCAAGCCACCUAAAUAUUUUCUUUCAGAAUGAGAAAUUGCUUUUGUGCUUCAUUAUUUUGAAAGGUAACUUACAUGUGGCUUGGGGUUUUUGGUGACCCCAAACCCAGUCAGAUGUGUCAGACUGGGAGCAGUAACGAGGCUCAUUACUGUAACCAGGCUAAUUACUAUCCCCUUUUGGACACCUCAUGAGUUGGCCACAGGCUCUGCCUAACAUUUAAUAAUCUAAGUAUUUGAAUAGUUUUAGUAACUUAAAGCACACUUCUUCUGAAGCAUUAAAACUCACUCCAAAACCUUGAAUUUUGCUCAACUCCUAACAUUUAUCAUUAUUGAAUAAAAAAACAUAAACGUGUAUUUUUUGUAACAUCAGCUAUUUUGUAGUAUUACUUCAACUAUUAAAGGAAAGUUGUUAAGAAAUAAUCAAUCAUUCUAUCGAAACGCCUUUCCCGUUCCCGCAGUGCAGCUGCUGAUUCCUAAAGGGAA